Molecule: messenger RNA, 1281 nt
Organism: Adineta steineri
Lineage: Eukaryota; Metazoa; Rotifera; Eurotatoria; Adinetida; Adinetidae
Source: the annotation of a GenBank genome assembly
AUGUUACUGUUAACAUUUUUUUUGAUACAAUCAAACAUCAUAUGGAUAUCUCCUGUCGAUGGAAAUAUUCCUUUUCCAAAAGAUAUGAAUAUACAUGUUCUAUUUCCACCUAUUAUUCAAACUCAUGAAUCUAUUCCUCUUGGUCAUCUUCGUCCAUUAGGUUGGCAACGUCGUGCUGACGGACCAAUAUUAGAAGAUUCACUUAAUAUAGAACCAGCACGUUUCUACCAUUUAUUUGUUCAAGGAAAUCGAUCAGUAGUUAUACGUGGUAUUGUUUCAGCAUUAGAUGUUUUAUGGACAGAUAGUUAUUUAUCGAAACGUUAUGGUCACUUAAAUGUUACUGUUGCUAAACGAAAACAACGUCUUGUUGAUACAUUAACAAUGAUGCCAUUUAAAACAUUUCUUGAACAAUAUAGACAAGAUGAUUUAUAUAUGAAUACAAUUAUACCUGAUGAAAUGAAAUUUGAAGCAUCAUUACCAUCACUUAUUACGUGUGGAAUAUUUAGUAAACGUCUAUUAGAACCUAUUCUAUGGAUAAGUGCAGGUGAUACAGCAUCACUUCUAUAUGCACAUGCACAAAAUACAUUACAUUGUGUAUUAGAUGGUCGAAAAGAUUUUAUUAUUUAUGAUACUUCAAAUAAAUAUCCACAUGAACUUGAUCUUGUAAAACAAUCAAAUGGAGAUUUAUUUUCUCGUAUUGAUGUUGAUUUAGUUAAUACAUAUAAGCAUAAAUAUCUACAUAGUUUACCAUGGUAUUGGACUACAUUAUAUGACGGUGAUUGUUUAUUUAUUCCAGCUUAUAAAUUUUUUCAAGUACGUGCACAUGGUCGAACAAUUGCUUUAUCUAUUGAUAUGGCACCGCCAGAUAUUCGAAAUGAUUUUAUUGGACUUGAUUGUGAAAGAAAUCCACCUAUUUAUAUUUCUUUAGAUAAAGGACAAUUUCAAUGGAGAUAUGAACAUGGUGUUCGGCAUUUAACCAAACGAAUAAUAACUUCUGAUGAUGCACGUACCUAUUUACUUCUUUUACUUGGUGCAAAUGAUCAAUUACAUAAGGAUAUAUUUCAAAAUUUUUACAUUCAAGCAACACAUGAAUUAGCAAGUAAAGAUCUAGGAUUGCCAACAGCAAAUCAUAUAUGGAAACAAUUAAAUAAUGAUACAACUAAUGAAGAUUAUAUGACUCGUAAUCAAAUAACAAGUUUACCAUCAAAUGUUUUACAAUUAUUAGGUGAUGUACUUCAAAAAAGUGCUCGAAUUCAUGAAUAUGAAAAAUCAGAACUUUAA